CUAUCUUGAAACAAUCAGCGCAAUGUUAUCGACUUCUCUCUCGAAUUUUUAUAUUACCAACUCAACGUUCUUUGCGAACAUUUUUACGUAGAAUCCCAUUAAAGCCUGGUGUCAAUAAUGUUAUUAUUAAUUAUAUGAAAGAAGAAGGUGAAAAAAUGACCAGGAAUGCCAGGACAAACAAGUUCGCCGAUUAUGUUUUGGUCUUCAUUCUACGAGGAGUUGAAAGAAAUUGUAUGAUGCCGCUUACUUACAAUUUUUGUAAGUCAAGUACAAGUGCUAACCAAUUGGCCAGAUGCAUCGAAGAAAUUGUACAAGCUGUUACAAAUUCUGGAUUUAAGAUCGUUGCCACUGUUUGUGACCAAGGCGCAACAAAUGUAUCCUGCAUCAAUACUUUGCUGAGAGAAACCAGAAGAAAAUAUUUCAGUGAAAAGACACAGUUUACUGGGAAAAUUCAGACGUAUGGACAGCAUAUAAUUCUACUUUACAAUCCUCCGCAUCUAAUUAAAGGAAUUCACAACAACUUUUUAACCAAAAAUAUCGAAGUGUUUUUCACAAACUGUACUGAUAGAGGCAGAAGAAACGACGAAUUUUAUGAAAAAAUGAAAAAAUUUCUCAUCACACCGGAUUUUAUUGAAGAAAUUAACGAAAAGCUUAAAAUUGUUGACGAUGAAAAGGAAGAAAAAUUAAAAGAUCCGGAAGAGUUGCAAGAAGAAAACAAAUAUUUUGCUUCCUGGGAUAUUCUGGAUUCAGCCUACGACAUAGACACCAAGGUCAUGCACAACAUUCAGAAGCAGAUGCCCCAAUUAAAUGAUGGACAUAUUAGGAAAAAUAUGCAACUCGCAACUCAAGUGCUUAGCCGAUCAGUGGCUGUAUUUAUUAGAUUCCUCACUAAUAUAGAAGUCAAUGGAGAAACGCAACAACCUAAAAAAGAGAGAAACGCUCUACGCAGAGAAGUCACUCACAAUUCAAUACAUACUUCUUUCUGGAAGGAAGCUGUAAUUUCGAUGAAAAAUAACAUCAGAUUCAUCAAUCCAGUGGCGAACAUACCGAAGGCUGUUCCAUCUCUUCGAAACUGGAUAGUAACCUUAAAUGGUUUUCAACGUUUGUGGCAAACACUGCAACAGCUUGGGUUUAACAAGUUCUCUCCUCUUCAUGUAAAUCAAGAUGCAAUUGAAAAUUUUUUCGGCAUGAUAAGAAGGAGAAACGUCAAUCCAACCUGUAUGCAGCUUGAAAGUUCCUUCAAAACUCUUCUUAUCAAUAAUUUAACAUCUGCGAAAACAAUUAAAGGAAACUGUAUGAACGAUAACACGGAAAUUCUCUUUUCGCUUCGAAACUUCGCCUUAUUAGCUCAGAAGCACGGUAGUUAA
Cephus cinctus (wheat stem sawfly) is the source of this 1367-nucleotide messenger RNA. RefSeq lists its product as uncharacterized. The transcript has 3 exons. Lineage: Eukaryota; Metazoa; Arthropoda; Insecta; Hymenoptera; Cephidae. The record is from RefSeq and is a predicted model, not a curated record. Bases 135 to 1367 code for a protein of 410 amino acids.